This is a messenger RNA of Microthlaspi erraticum, 1611 nucleotides long. NCBI's taxonomy places the organism in Eukaryota, Viridiplantae, Streptophyta, Magnoliopsida, Brassicales, Brassicaceae. The record is from the annotation of a GenBank genome assembly.
AUGUCUCUUAAACCUAGCACGAGGACGGAGGUUCGAAGAAAUAGGUACAAGGUUUCCGUGGACGCCGAUGAAGGUCGCCGGAGACGGGAGGAUAACAUGGUGGAGAUUCGGAAGAACAAGAGAGAGGAGAACUUGCAGAAGAAGCGGCGUGAAAUUCCAACUACUUCCAUGGCGUCGGGCACGCAGCAAGGGCAGGAUGUCCUCUCGUCUUCUCAGAGAUUGGAAAAAUUGGCACAGAUGGUUGCUGGAGUUAUGUCAGAGGAUGGAAAUGUACAACUCGAGGCAACGACUGCCAUUCGGAAAUUGCUUUCAAUUGAACGUAGUCCUCCCAUCGAUGACGUAAUUCAAUCUGGUGUUGUUCCUCGCAUUGUGCAAUUUCUUUCCAGGGAUGACUUCGUCCAACUUCAGUUUGAAGCAGCUUGGGCGCUCACAAACAUUGCCUCAGGGACAUCUGAGAACACUAAUGUCAUUGUUGAGAGUGGCGCCGUCCCGGCGUUCGUCAAGCUACUCAGCUCUGGAAAUGAGGAAGUCCGAGAACAGGCUGUGUGGGCAUUGGGAAACGUCGCUGGUGACUCACCAAAAUGCCGUGAUUACGUGUUAAGCUGCGAGGCAAUGAUGCCUCUUCUGGCUCAAUUCAACGAGAAUGCAAAGCUCUCCAUGCUGAGAAACGCUACAUGGACAUUGUCAAACUUCUGCAGAGGGAAGCCGCAACCUCAUUUUGAGCAGACUAAUCCAUGUCUACUAGUUCUUGAGCGUCUUUUGCAUUCAACCGACGAAGAAGUUCUCACGGAUGCAUUGUGGGCUCUCUCGUAUCUCUCAGAUGGUGAAAACGAAAGAAUACAAACUGUUAUCGACUCGGGUGUUAUCCCUCGCCUCGUUCAGCACUUAACUCAUCCAACGCCAGCAGUUUUGAUUCCAGCUCUCCGUACCAUUGGUAAUAUUGUAACCGGAGAUGAUACUCAGACUCAGGCGGUUCUUAGCAAUCAAGCGCUUCCUGGUCUCUUGCACCUUUUGACAAACACACACAAGAGGAGUAUCAAGAAGGAAGCUUGCUGGACUAUCUCUAACAUCACUGCUGGGAACGCAAGUCAGAUUCAGGAAGUGAUUCAGGCAGGCAUUAUGCAGCCUCUGAUUCACCUGCUCCAACACGGUGAAUUCGAAACUAAAAAGGAAGCUGUUUGGGCAAUUUCUAAUGCAACAUCUGGUGGCACUCAUGACCAAAUCAAGUUUCUUGUGAACCAAGGAUGCAUCAAGCCACUUUGUGAUCUCCUCGCGUGUCCUGAUCCAAGGGUCGUGACAGUGGCCAUGGAGGGUCUAGAGAACAUUCUCAAAGUAGGUGAAGUCGAUAAAAGUCUAGGCAACACAGGAGACGACAACCUCUACGCACAGAUGAUCGACGAUGCAGAAGGUUUGGAGAAGAUCGAGAAUCUUCAGAGUCACGACAAUCAUGAGAUUUACGAGAAAGCUGUCAAACUACUCGAGUCGUACUGGGCCGGGGAAGACGAAGACGAUGAACCAGAUUACGAUGCUACUGACAAUAAUCAGUCUUCCGGUUUCCAGUUCGGAAACCAAAGUGGCAAUGCUCCUACCGGUGGAUUCAAGUUUGGUUGA